GUGCCCGCGGUGCCCGGCGGCCGCCGAUGGAGGCAGCGGGCGGCCGCCCCCGGCUGUGUGUCAGGCUGCGCCCGGGCACCCGCUGCCCCGCGCGGGAGGAGACGCUUGUUGCAGGCGCGCCACCGGGCAGCGCUGGCCGGGCUCUUCGGCGUCCUGCAGGAGGCUGGGCUGGCCUGGGCAAAAAGCUCGGCCUCGAAGUAUCAGGUUUUGUGUAAGGCUAAGAAAUAUAUCCAGGAGCUGGAGCAAACCUUGGGUUCUUUGCUGAAGAUGAAAGAGUCCUUCAGUCUGGAGGAGGGGAACCCGUCCAGCCUGGAGGAAGUCAAGGAGGAAUAUGUCAAGAGGUACUUCAACAAUCACAGCACUGCAUCACCCUCAGGAGCUGUGAGUGAGAGUAAUUCCACCAUCUGGUAUUUGAUACAAGAAUGUGAAAAAACAAUGGAAGAGGAUGGGAAGCCAGUAUUUACCCAGUACCCAAGCACUUCAUCCCCAGAGCUGGUGGAAUUUGAACGGUACCUGUAUGUUUAUAAGCACACAGUAGACCUGCUGAUAGAGCAUGGAGUUGUUUGCACUAAGGAGGCACCUCUUCCUGUGGUCUCCAUGGCUAUUUCACACCUCUGGCAAGAACUUUCUGAAGAAAGGAGAGACAGCAUCUUGCAGUACUGUAGCCAGAGAGAUUUCCUCCUGGAUCCGAAGGCUGCUUGCCAAGAACCUGUGUGCACUGAUGAUGACGUGAGGGACAGUCAAGGUAACAGUGAGGAAGCCAGUGGUUCCUCAGUCUCUACACCGGAGGAAGUAAUGUUUGAAGAUGCGUUUGAUGUUGCUGCUGGUUUCCUUGACACAAAUGAGACUCAGGGAACAUCUAGCCAGAGUUCAGCAUUUGCAAGCUACACUUCUGAAAAUCCAGAGGAUGACCACAGACUCUAUCUGCAGAUCACUGACUUCCUAAAAAGCCUUUUCUUUGCUAACGCACAGUUUUGCCAGGAAGAAGAUCUUCAGUUUGAUUAUGAGACUGUGAUGCUGAGGUGCACUGAGACCUUCGAUGAUGAAGAUUUGUAAAUAGUAUCUCUGUUGGCUAAAGUGGUGUAUCCAGCAGUGCUUGGCAAAAGUCAUGUGAAGAGACUGCACCUCUUUUGGUGGAGCACCUUUCCAAGCAGAAUGGGGAGACACCGUGUUGAAGUGGUUUGUUAUUGUUAACUUCCCCUUCCCUCGUCAGCGCUUCUCAACAUACCAGUUGAGCAAUUUAUACUUUUAAAAGUUCCAGAUUUAAAAUGUUUAUA
Molecule: messenger RNA, 1277 nt
Organism: Cygnus olor (mute swan)
Lineage: Eukaryota; Metazoa; Chordata; Aves; Anseriformes; Anatidae
Gene: STRA8
Product: stimulated by retinoic acid 8
Biological process (GO): cellular response to retinoic acid; meiotic cell cycle
Source: RefSeq, a predicted model, not a curated record